AUGGAUCGGUGGAAGGGUUGCGUGGCUGUGGUGACGGGAGCGAGUUCGGGCAUCGGGCGAAAACUGGUCGAUAAAUUAUUGGCCCACGGGAUGAAGGUCGCGGGUCUGGCGCGUAGGUGCGAGAAGCCGGUGGAAGAAGCAGUGGGCGAAGGCUCGUUUCAUCCGAUCCCGUGCGACCUGCGGAACGAGGGGGAUAUCGUGGCCGCGUUCAAGGCCAUCGAAACUAACAUCGGACCCGUCAGCGUCCUCGUCAACAAUGCCGGCCUCCUGUACAACGAGCCCAUCAUCGACGGCCAGACGGACACCUUCCGCAGUCUCCUGGACGUGAACGUCCUGGCGGUGGCCAUCUGCACGAGGGAGGCGAGCCAAUCGAUGCGCCGGCACAGGCUCGCCGGCCACAUAGUCAACGUGAACAGUAUGGCCGGCCACGACGCCGCAAGGAUCAAAAGCACCGUGAGCCUGUACUGCGCUUCCAAGUACGCCGUGGCCGGAGUCACCGAAUCCUUGCGCAACGAGCUCUUCAACUCCCAGCCCAGCAUCAAAGUAUCGAGCAUCAGCCCCGGGACCGUGAGGACCGACAUGGUGCGCGUUGCCUUCGACAUGCCCAGGGACUACUUCGAGAGCGCCCCGUACCUCGAGCCCGAGGACGUCGCCGAUGCCAUUGUUUACAUCCUCGGGGCCCCGCCCCACGUCCAGGUGAGCGAUCCUCUGGCAUCUUUUGGGGCAAAUAAGACGAUAUCUGCGCGGGUCGCGAUGGUGAACGAGCUCAUUCUCAAACACGUGAGGGAGCCAUAA
Copidosoma floridanum is the source of this 795-nucleotide messenger RNA. RefSeq names its product dehydrogenase/reductase SDR family member 11-like. Lineage: Eukaryota; Metazoa; Arthropoda; Insecta; Hymenoptera; Encyrtidae. The record is from RefSeq and is a predicted model, not a curated record.